Messenger RNA from Chaetura pelagica (chimney swift), 819 nucleotides. RefSeq names its product N-methylpurine-DNA glycosylase (gene MPG). The transcript has 3 exons. The record is from RefSeq and is a predicted model, not a curated record. Gene Ontology annotation, biological process: base-excision repair. Bases 1 to 819 code for a protein of 272 amino acids. NCBI's taxonomy places the organism in Eukaryota, Metazoa, Chordata, Aves, Apodiformes, Apodidae. Gene Ontology annotation, molecular function: alkylbase DNA N-glycosylase activity; DNA binding.
AUGCCCAGGAAAAGAAAGCUGUUGGCUCAGUUAAGUGCUCUCCAAAGUAACACCAGCUUCCCUCCUUUUGAUGCCUUGGAAAACCUGAAUGCUACACCUGAUGGGGAUUCUCCAAAAAACAGCAAAUACUUUGUGGCAGAGAAAAGAAAUUCUUCCCAGCUAGAAGCAGAUUUUUUCAACCAGCCAUGUAUUAGUCUGGCCAAGUCCUUUCUGGGACAGAUUUUAGUGCGCAAACUUCCUGAUGGCAGAGAGCUCUGGGGGAGGAUUGUUGAAACAGAAGCUUAUCUGGGUGGGGAAGAUGAAGCUUCCCACUCAAAAGGUGGGAAGCAAACUCUGCGAAAUGCAGCAAUGUUCAUGAAACCAGGAACCCUCUACGUGUACCAGAUCUAUGGGAUUUAUUUCUGCAUCAAUGUUUCCAGCCAAGGGGAAGGGGCUGCAGUGUUACUUCGGUCUUUGGAACCUCUUCAGGGCUUGGAAGCCAUGAGGGAGCUGCGCAGCACAGCAAGGAAGGCAGCCCUGAAGCCCCUGAAGGACUGGCAGCUCUGCAACGGGCCCUCCAAGCUCUGCCAAGCCUUUGGGAUUGACAAGGCUUUCGACCAGAGGGACCUGACUCAAGAUGCAGCCAUCUGGAUGAUGCCUGGAAAAGACCUACCGGGGGAGCACGAGGUGGUGGCCACAACAAGGAUCGGUAUCGGCAACAGGGGAGAGUGGGCACAGAAACCUCUCAGGUUUUAUUUACGAGGAAACAGAUUUGUCAGCGUUGUCGACAAGAAAACUGAGAGAGAGAUGGCAGCAAUGGGACACUCACCUUGCAGCUGA